UCGCGGGCCCCAAUGGCGUCCUCGCCCUUUCCCCUCCUCCUCGCUCUUGUGCUGCUCCUCUUCUCCGUCGCCACUGCGGCCCCGGAGAACCACCUUGUCGCUCAGCUCCCGGGCUUCGAUGGCGCCUUCCCGUCCAAACACUACUCCGGGUACGUAACCGUGGACGAGAGCAACGACAGGAGGCUGUUCUACUACGUCGUGCUGUCGGAGCGCGACCCGGCCACCGACCCCGUCGUGCUCUGGCUCAACGGCGGCCCAGGCUGCUCCAGCUUCGAUGGAUUCGUCUACGAGAACGGCCCCUUCAAUUUUGAGCGUGGAAGCACUCCGGGAGGAUUGCCGAAGCUGCAGCUCAAUCCGUAUAGCUGGUCAAAGGUUUCAAACAUCAUAUACCUUGACUCCCCUGCUGGUGUUGGGAUGUCAUACUCGUCGAACAAAUCGGAUUACACAACAGGUGACAUGAAAACCGCAGCUGAUGCGCAUACCUUCCUUCUCAAGUGGUUCGAGUUAUACACCGAGCUCCAGUCGAACCCAUUCUACAUUUCCGGAGAGUCAUAUGCAGGGAUCUACAUUCCUACACUAGCUGAUGAAGUUGUUAAAGGGACACAAAAGGAUCUGCAGCCAAGAAUUAAUCUGAAGGGCUAUCUGAUUGGUAAUGGAGCAACUGACAUGGGCUACGAUUACAACUCUUUCGUGCCGUUUGCACAUGGGAUGGGUCUCAUCUCAACCGAAUUUUUUGAGAAUGUCAGUGCUGCUUGCCAUGGCACAUUCUGGGGAGAAGUUAACGAUGUUUGCCAAGAAAAGAUAGAUCGAGUGCGUUGGGAACUGAAAGACCUGAACCAGUACAACAUUCUUGCACCAUGCUAUCACCACCCUGAAAUCCAAGAGGUAGUUUUCGUGAACAGCAGCUUGCCAGCAAGCUUCAGAAAGCUAGGUGAGACCGAGAGGCCUUUCCCCGUGAGGAAGAGGAUGGCGGGUCGUUCAUGGCCUCUCCGCCUUGCUGUGAGCAAUGGACGUGUUCCCAUGUGGCCUAAGCUUACUGGUAGAUCACUUCCAUGCAUGAGUGACGAACUCGCGACCAUAUGGCUGGAUGAUGAAGAUGUAAGAGCUGCCAUUCACGCCAAACCGAAAAGCGUAAUUGGAUCAUGGGAAUUGAAUACUGCAAGAAUAGACUACACUCAUGAGGCAGGCAGCAUGCUGAAGUAUCACAAAAUGUUUACAGCUAUGGGAUAUCGAGUACUUAUUUACAGUGGAGAUCAUGAUCUUUGUAUCCCUUUCACCGGAACGGAGGCAUGGGUCAGAUCAUUAGGCUACGGAGUUGUUGAUUCAUGGCGAUCAUGGUACUUUGGAGGGCAAGUUGCUGGAUAUACACAAGGUUAUGAUCACAAUCUUACCUUCCUCACCAUAAAGGGAUCUGGACACACUGUUCCUGAGUACAAGCCAAAAGAAUCUCUGGCGUUCUACACCCGCUGGUUGUCUGGAGAAAAGAUCUAAAUUGAUCGACCUCGCAUCAGUCUAUGCGCACAACCAUCUUUAUUUCAUACUGGUCUUUCUUUUUGUAUAUCUUGAUAAUGACACUGCCUUUUUCAAUGUCAAACCCAAUAAAGAUUAAAGAAUC
Molecule: messenger RNA, 1615 nt
Organism: Lolium rigidum
Lineage: Eukaryota; Viridiplantae; Streptophyta; Magnoliopsida; Poales; Poaceae
Product: serine carboxypeptidase 1-like
Exons: 13
Coding region: 13-1491 (492 amino acids)
Biological process (GO): secondary metabolic process; proteolysis
Molecular function (GO): serine-type carboxypeptidase activity; acyltransferase activity, transferring groups other than amino-acyl groups
Source: RefSeq, a predicted model, not a curated record